Laccaria bicolor S238N-H82 is the source of this 228-nucleotide messenger RNA. RefSeq lists its product as uncharacterized. Lineage: Eukaryota; Fungi; Basidiomycota; Agaricomycetes; Agaricales; Hydnangiaceae. Bases 1 to 228 code for a protein of 75 amino acids. The record is from RefSeq and is a predicted model, not a curated record. The transcript is spliced from 2 exons.
AUGAUCAUUCUAGUUAUAGAGUCGUACGAAUAUGAUCAUUCUAGUUAUAGAGAGAAUCGUCCCCCCACCUCAACGACUCAUAUACUUCCUGAUCAUCAGUCGCGACGCAUUUUCACCCCAGAAGGGAUGUACGGCUCGAUGUCCAUGGUCGCCUCAGGUGGAGGCGAACUCCUGCAACUCAUCACCGUCAUAGACCCUUCAUUUACGAGCAGGAGAUCGACGUUUUAA